CUUUCACAUUAUACCAUCAUGCAUUUCACAUUCUAUCUCCUGGUUACCCUCUUAGGGGUAGGCACCACCGCGUCCGCGACAUGCUUCACCACAGCAGGCCCGGCAAGCUUCAAAGCCUGUUGCCCGACACCUCAAAGCAGUGGCAAGGGCACCAUCUCGGGCGUCGUGUUCAAGUAUACCUGCGGCCAGUUUUUCAACGGCGGGGAAUCCCCCAUUAGCGCCUCUAGCGUCAAGGAAUGCGCUGAAGAGUGCCAGAAAACCCCCCACUGCAAUUCUGCUUCUUGGAGCGCUAAGCAAAAAUGCAGCUUGCUGGGAGAGAAAUACCCAGCACCAAUGAAGGUGGGCUCUUGGUUAACGCUCCAGAAAACUGCCGAGGAGCCUGAUCCAGAGCAGGAUUGCAAGGAGCUGGUUGACGCUGCCAAGCGGGAAGCUGAAUCCAAAUGUACGACUGAGAAGGAUCGGCUCCAGAGAGAAGGGGAAACACAAUGCCGGACGGAGAAAGACACAGCUCUCACCAACGCCAAUACUCAGUGCCAGAAAGACAAAGACACAGCUCUCACCAACGCCAAUGCUCAGUGCCAGAAAGACAAAGACGCAGCUCUCGCAAAUGCCAAUUCUCAAUGUGCAGCUGAGAAGGAUAAGCUACGUGCAGAAGCUGAUACAGAUGCCCAGCAAGCUCAGUCCCAAUGCACUACAGAGAAGGAUCAACUCCGGCAACAAGCAGAUACUGUACGAACGCAGUGCCAGAGCGAGAAAGACACUGCUCUGACGAACUCCAAUUCCCAAUGCACAACCGAGAAAGAUCAGCUCCGCCAGCAGCUGGCCGAUGCUGCACGCCAACGCGAUACGGAAAGAGACGGUCUCCAGAAGCAGUUGAAAGAUGCCCAAGACAAAGCGGGAGCAAGUGGUGGAGGAAUUACUGACUCAGCAUCUGCCCAGGACAGUGCAUGCAUAAACAACAGCUGGAAUAGUUUAUGUAGUGGGAGUUGCGGGCAUGAUACCUUUACUGUCGGAGGGGUUGAGUUUAAGAGGAAGUGUAACGUCUCGACCAGAGACGGGCGGGAAGAGCAAUGGUAUGAUCGCUCGUCUGUCAUGGACUGUGUGAGGGAAUGUGCAGGGAUCAAAGCCUGUCUCGGAGUCGGAUGGAUAGCCUCGCAAGGUGUCAAAGGGCAUUGCCAUGCACAUAUGACCGUCAGUGGAAGGCUCAGGACUACUCCCUCUAGAGGCCAUCCUCUUAACGAACAUCAUCUUAUCUACGUCCCGACCAGGGCCAGUGUGUGGUAGGAUAGAUGGCAAGGUUAAGUGGGCUAUUGUUAGAUGGGAACAGGGGUAUCACGUGUAUGCCCCGAGCUCAGCGCUCUUACCUACCUGCUUUCAGCACUCUGAAAAUUAGCUCUUCUUUCCGCAGACUGAAUACACACACUUUACAG
This is a messenger RNA of Hyaloscypha bicolor E, 1430 nucleotides long. RefSeq lists its product as uncharacterized. The record is from RefSeq and is a predicted model, not a curated record. The coding region runs from base 19 to 1284 and encodes 421 amino acids. Lineage: Eukaryota; Fungi; Ascomycota; Leotiomycetes; Helotiales; Hyaloscyphaceae. The transcript has 2 exons.